Messenger RNA from Anopheles coluzzii, 8960 nucleotides. Its product is annotated as serine-rich adhesin for platelets. NCBI's taxonomy places the organism in Eukaryota, Metazoa, Arthropoda, Insecta, Diptera, Culicidae. Gene Ontology annotation, biological process: positive regulation of DNA-templated transcription. The record is from RefSeq and is a predicted model, not a curated record. Gene Ontology annotation, cellular component: SWI/SNF complex. The transcript is spliced from 10 exons.
AUGAAACGAAAAUAAAUGAGGGCGUACUGUACCGUGGCUGUCCCUUACGCGCUCGCUAUCCCACUCCCUGUCUCUACCUAUAUUUCGUGUACAUAUAAUAUAGAUUGUGUAUGUAACGUUUUUUUUUUUCUCUCUCCAAUCACCACCCGUCCCCCAAACAAAACGCUACUAGAUUGAACCCAAAACCAAACACACACACGGUACGAAACAAACGGGCCAAAGGGAGAGGGAGCGAAACCGGUGCGACGAGAUGAUGACGGUGCGAGCCGCCGCGCGCGAGAGUCAGCGCCCGCGAGAGAAGAAGUAUGGCGAACGACGACGACGGCGACUACGACCAACCGAUUGGCAGGCGCCUGCCCUCGUUGUGCGAGACUACACGUCCGAGCGGAUGAGCGGUUUUUGUGUGUGCAGCAGCAGCAGUAGCAGCGUGCGAACGGGGGCUCAAGACCGCGCUCUUGGCUGUAUGUGUUUGUGGCCGUUCUCGCUCUCGCACCCAAGGGGUACGCUGCCCGAUGCGUGUGUGUGGUUCUCGCUCUCUCUCCCUCUUGCUAUGUGUUGCUGCACGCUUUUAUGUGUUGCUGACACUGCUGUGUAUACUUCGAGUCCGUGUGCGCGCUCUCUCUCUCUCGCUCUCGCUCUCUUCGAGCGCGGUUGGGCGAUUUUCGAUCCGGGGGUUUUUCGGUGUUUUACGUACCGCCGUCACCACACAAAAUAACGACGUGUGGAUGAGAGCAGUAGUGUAACGGCAGGCCAGCGACACUCGGCACACGCGCGCGCUCCUCUCGGAACAAAAAGCGACAGAACGCGAAAACACAAAAAAACAACAAAAAAGAUACUAAGGGAAUUUCUAUCGCGGUGGUGUGUAUUGUGUGUGUGUACGGGCAAUACAAGGACAGCGUUGUGUUGUGGCCGUGUGGUGGUGCUACUUAGCAGGGUAGACGGUAGUGGAUUUAGCAGGAAAUUCCCGUUGCUUUGAUUUUGUUUUGUUUGGAAAGAAAAUCUGGACCCGGGAAAGUGUUUCAGUUUCGUGACAGUUGUGUGAGGCAAACAACAACAGCAGCAGCAGCGACUGCGGUGAGCUUUAAAAAACCCAUUGUUGGGGGUCGCUUUUGUGCAAACUGGCCUCUCCGUGCUGUGUGCGUUCGUGGAAAAGGCAAAAGCCCAGCAAUAGAUAGCCCCCCUUCCCCGCCUGUGUGUGCGAUAUUCCAGCAAAUCCCGUGAAGUGUGUGUGCGCGCACAGUUGCGAAUCCAAAAGCUUGUGUGUGCGUGUGUGCGCUCGCACGAGAGCAACGGUGGAGUGUGUGUGGUGUGUGGAGGAAGCAGGCAUUUGCGAUACACACACAGAGUGUAGUGUGUUGGUGUCGGUUAGAAGCACAACAAGCAGAGCAAGAAGAAAACAACCUUGGUGUGGGCUGUGGUGUGGUUGGUGGUACACGCCCGUCCCUCUGUGUGUGAGGCUCCCGUCCUCCGUUCCGCCGCUCGGUGUCCACACUCCGGUGGAAUGUUGAUUUGCGGCAGUGUGUGUGCACGUUUCUAAUACGGCUAUAGAAGCAAUUGGUGGUUGUGUGCGUGCGCGCGUGUCUGUUGGCAGUGGAAAGUACCGAAAGAAUCAAAGUACACACAGCAGAUUUUGACAGCUGAAAGGCACGCGUGACAUCUCCUCGGAGUUCCUGCGAGUGUGUGUUUCUGUGCGUGUGUGUGUUGUGUUGGAUGGAAAGGUUGACAAAACGACAGUUGUGCUGAAAGAAAGGAGGGGGUCUUCCUGUUGGAAACAUCCAAAGUUCCUCACUGUGAAAGUGUCUGUGCGUGUGUGUUUGUGUGUGCUGUAAAGCUAAAGUAGUAGUGGUAGAAACCGUGAUUAUGAUUACGUGAAAAUCGCCCCCACCCCUCCUCGUGUGCGUGUGAGAAAGCAAAACAGCCCCCCCUAAAAAAAACCUCCCACACCCGACAAGACCAGGUCUUGAGUGUUCCCCCCGACCUGUGUGUAUUCGUUUUGUGUGAGUGUUCUCUCCCUCCGAUUCCGUGUAAUAGCGCUUCCGGUGGUGGUGGUGGAAGAAAUGUCAUCCGCGGCACCGGUCACGGUAAAACAGGAGCGGCACGAUGACGCCGAAAUCAACGAGAUGGCGGCAAAGAUAGUGGAGGCACACAAGCAACAGUCGGCGAAGGCGGCGGCGGCCGCCGUCCAGCAGCAACAGGUGCCGGCCCGACCGGCCGCAGUGGCGGCCACCGUCACUGCCAACGGUGUCACGACCGGCCAGACGAACAUACUGAACUACUUGACGCGCAAACCGACCGCCACAGCCGGCAACGUGAUGGCGGCGGCUGCGUCGGCGGCUACUACCGUUGCCGUCCCGCUCGGCAGUGGCCAAAGUGUCACGUCGAACGGCAGCGGCAAAGCGUACGACGGCGGCGGAUCCUCGGACCAGAACGGCGCCGAGAAGAAGGCUAACGACGAGGAAAGCCAGAAGGGACACUUCGGGUGGGAGGUGUUCCCGGCCAAGGUGCACAUCCCGUUCAUCCUGCGGCAGCAGGAGCGCUACUGCGCGGUGCGGAUGGUCGAGAUGAAGCUGCUGAACAAGUAUCUGAACUACCUGCACCAGGACAUCUACACGUGCACGUGCGUGCGGUCGUACUACAUCACCGAGGCGGAGUGUAAGCUGCUGAACGAGAUCAACCAGAAGCACUGCGACAUGCACUUCGGGCGGGAGCUGUUCACGCUCAAGGAUCUGGUGGUGCGCGUGUCCGACGCGUACAAGUUCUACCAGUUUCUGGAGGUGUGCUACAAGAAGCUGCUGAUGGGAUGCAGCACCCCGAACGACAAGUGCGGGUUCAUCCGCAUCAACAAGGAGUCGGUGGUGCCGUACACGGUGCGCGACUACCAGAAGAUGGUGCCGCUGUUCUACUUCGAGGGCGAGACGGACAACCUGAAGCUGAAGGCGGACAACCUGUCCGGGUGGGAUCUGUCGUACCUGAAGUUUUGCUGCAAGGUGCAGGGCAUCCGGAACGAGCUGUUCGCGAGUGACUCGGUCGCGGUCAUCAGCCUGACCGACAUCAAGGGGUACUUCCCGCCCGGCACCGAGUUCGAGGACUACUGGCCGAGCAAGGUGGUCGACUCGCAGCUGCUUUCGGGGCCGAAAACGAACACCAUCCACUGGACGCGGCAGCCGGCCCAGCCGCCGCCGAAGGCGCCCACCAUCAUGGCGAACGCGACCGCCCGCAAGGCGGCCACCAACAACGUCUACCAGACGCUGCAGACCCAGCAGAACCUUGCCAAAUCGAACAACCAAAUGACCAGUAUUACUGCCGCUGUACAGGCUCUUACUAACAACUGGAACAACAUGGUCUCCUCGAACCAUCCGAAUCUGCUCGCCCAGCAGGAGCAGCUGAUACGACUUAGCCAAGCCCAACAGGCGGCCCAGGCACAGGCCCAGAUACGCAACAUGCAGAACAUGCACACGAUGCAGCAGUACAACUCUUACCUGAACAGCGCCAUGUCGUUGACGUCCCGUACGUCGCAGAAUCAGGCGGUACCGCCACCGCUAGUACGAUCGGCACAGGUUCAAGCGCAUCUGUCGAGUGGUGGCGGUGGCGCAUCCUCCUCAGUCCUUCGCUCGGGCUCCUCCUCGGGUACCGCCGGCAGUGGCAAUACCCUACCGAACCUAAACCCCGCUCUGUCCAUAUUCGCAACCACCAGUAGCCCAAACGGUACCGUCAACCUGUCCCGGCUGAAUCAGCAACAGAUCAGCGAGCUCACGAUGGCCAGCACCGGUGGAGCGGGCCUGGUGGCGUCCAGUGGCGGCAGCAACCGUAACGCCGCCGCCGCCGGCAAGUCGAGCCGUAGUAGCGCCAAUAGUAGCUCUAGUGCCGCUGCUACUGCCGCUGCUGCCGCUGCCAUUGCUUCCUUUACUGCGGCCAUGAACUCUGGUGGUCGCACGGCGGGAAGCAGUGGUAGUGUCAGCAACAGCAGUAGCAACAGUCUGGAUGGAUUUUCGCUUGGACGGAAUGUAACGAUCACACCGGCCGGGAAGAGAGGUGCAAGUACGCUCGACGAGCUGACGGUGGCCGGGCUGGGGAGCUACGCUGUGAACGGCAACCGGCAGCCGGUAGCGUACCCUAAGAAUCCGAUCUCCAUCACCGCGGUGCCGGUUGGUUCGCCGACGCGUGCCUCACCGAAGGGCGGUCAAGCAAGGCAACCGCCGCCGGCCCUAAUACCGGUCGGUGGCGGCGUCAAUAACGAGCUGAUGGAUAGUCUCGUAGCGAAUGGCGUCGAUCUGUUGGCUCAUUUGCGGAUGAGCAAGGACAUUGAGAUCAUUAACGAGCGCCUGCUGGAGGCGAGCAAUAGCGGCGGCGGCGGCGGCAGCGGCAAACAGCUACCAUCGUACCGGGAAAGCACAAACACCAACACGGGCAGCCCUAGCGUUAUAGUGCACGAUAAGAGUAGAGCGAGCGGCAAUAGUAGUAGUAGUAAUAGUAGUAGCAGUAGGCACGAUUACACAAGAAAUCAGAGCGUGAUCACUAGUGCGGGUGGCGGCAAUGGUGGCGUGGCCAGUGACGGAAGAACACACUAUCUGAAUGCGCUGAUCGCAGCAGGACUGUCGGAUGUAAUCGAUCUAUCUUCUACCCAAAGGUCCACGAUGGGAGGCACCACGCUGCCGCAGCAUCUGGCGGCCGCCCAGCAGGCGGCGGCCGCCGCCGUUGCCCAGCAACAGCAGCAGCAGCAACAGUCACAGUCUAGUCGGCGGGCGGCGUCCGGAUCGGCCGGCCUGUCAUCCGGUGGCCGGGCGAUCUCCAACAGCAGCUCGUCCGGCGGCGGCUCCGGCAGUGGCAACAGUGGCAACGGUGCGAGCGGAGGAGUGAACAGCUACCGCAACGCCAGCGUUGCCGCUCUGCAGCAGCAGCUCCAGCAGCAGCAGGCCCAGGCCCAGCAGCAGCAGGUACAGCACCAGCAGCACGCGGCGGCCACGGCGGCGGCGGCGGCGGCGAUCAACAGCCUGACGGAAACGCGGCACGGCAACAUGAUCGUGCUGCCCGAGAUGAACAUGGGCGUGACGCAGUACAAGCCGUACGAGGUGGUGAAGAAACCGGUCGAGAACAAGAUCAUCUACUGCGUGAACAAGACGCCGUACCGCAACACCGAGUAUCUGAUGACGAUCUUCGACCUGAAGGACGUGUUCUUCCCGUACAUCAGCCUGGAGGUGUGCCGGCGUGUGCUGAACGCGCUCGACAUCAAUCUGUUCAUCGGCAAUAGCUUGCAGUACCAGGCGCUGCAGGAGGCGGGCCGCACUAACGUGGACAAGAUGCCGAUGAUACAGGUGACGGACGUGAUGACGUACAUGCCGCAGCUGCAGUACAUGAUCCGCAGCAGCAACCUGAACCAGGAGUCGCAGGCCAACAAGCGGGCCCGCAUCAGCUAGGAAUUGGGGUGGGGGGUACAGCAGCAGUGCCCUCAGAGCACGAUCGUAUCGGAUUUAAUAUCAUCCUCCUCGUCGAGUCGUGUUGGCGGUGGCACUGGUGGUGGUGGUGGCGGUGGUGUUGUUGGCGGUGGCAUGGGCGAUUCGUUCACCGGCAGUGGUGUUGGUGGUGGGAUAGCGGCGGCCGGUUGGAGCAACCUGACCCCAUCGCCGUCCUCCUCAUCGUUAUCGCUGGUCAGCAGCAGCAGUAACAGCAGCGGAGGGGUCGGAACUCAUUCCAGCAGCAGUGGCGCAAGAAAAGGAUCCUCCUCGUCAGCGGGGGCGCCGUCCGCGUCGUCAUCGUCUUCUGCGGCGGCGGCAGCCGCAGCAGCAGCCGCCGCUGCCGCCCUGGCGAUGGCGGGCAUCUCGCCCUCUGCCACCGCGUCCUCGGUAGUGUCACCUUCCGGUGCGGCGGCAGCGGCCCUGUUUUCCGGCGGUGGUGCAUUCAGCUCACCUUCGCUGAGCGGUUCGGCCGGCUCGUCCAGUAGUGGGGGCAGCUUUUAUGACAAGAAAACCAUGUCAUCGUGCCGCUAUCAGCAGGAAAAGGGCGGUGCUGCUGCCACAGCGCAGAUAAGCUCUUCCGCGCUUGCCGACUACUACGCCGCGGGCGCUGAAGCGGGCAGUGGAUCGGCAGCGGCAGCGGUUGCAGCCGCUGCUGCCGCCGCCAGCCGUAUGCUUGGCCACGGAUCAUCCCUAGUACCCCCCUCCGUUUACUCAUCAUUCCAAGAGUCGGCACUAGCGGCGGCGGCGGCUGCCGCAGCCGCCCAGCAUCAUCAUACGGCUGCUGCCGCCCAUCACCACCAUCACCAUCACCAACAUGCUGCAGCAACACACCAGCAGCAAACUCAGCAGCAGCAACAGCAGCAGGUAGCCGUAAACAACAGCUUAUUUUCACCCCACUUUGCCGCUGGGUCACCUUACCAUCCGCCAAUGCAGGGUGGUGGUGGAGGUGGAACAAGCGCUGGUAGUCUUGGUGGUGGAGGAAGCAUUGCUGGUGGGAACAGUAUUAGUGCGUACGAUACUACCAGCACCGCGGCACGGUCCUGUGCGUUACCUUCGCCCACCAUCUACCCACCGACGCCGCCCCCUUCCGCCCCGUGGAUACAUCCCUGGUACGGCGGGGAUACGUUUUACUUCAAACUUCUGCUGUUAAUAUCCGAAAACAUUGAGAUUCCUCCACACAAUAUUCUCUCAACACUAAACACACCCCCAUCGCCCAAACGUAAUUGUUUUGUUAUUAUUCCCCACUCAUCAGCUGCGUGCACACCACCCUUCCCGGCGUAUACUGUACUACUACUUACUACGGCCACCAACAACGUCUACCAGACGCUGCAGACCCAGCAGAACCUUGCCAAAUCGAACAACCAAAUGACCAGUAUUACUGCCGCUGUACAGGCUCUUACUAACAACUGGAACAACAUGGUCUCCUCGAACCAUCCGAAUCUGCUCGCCCAGCAGGAGCAGCUGAUACGACUUAGCCAAGCCCAACAGGCGGCCCAAGCACAGGCCCAGAUACGCAACAUGCAGAACAUGCACACGAUGCAGCAGUACAACUCUUACCUGAACAGCGCCAUGUCGCUGACGUCCCGUACGUCGCAGAAUCAGGCGGUACCGCCACCGCUAGUACGAUCGGCACAGGUUCAAGCGCAUCUGUCGAGUGGUGGCGGUGGCGCAUCCUCCUCAGUCCUUCGCUCGGGCUCCUCCUCGGGUACCGCCGGCAGUGGCAAUACCCUACCGAACCUAAACCCCGCUCUGUCCAUAUUCGCAACCACCAGUAGCCCAAACGGUACCGUCAACCUGUCCCGGCUGAAUCAGCAACAGAUCAGCGAGCUCACGAUGGCCAGCACCGGUGGAGCGGGCCUGGUGGCGUCCAGUGGCGGCAGCAACCGUAACGCCGCCGCCGCCGGCAAGUCGAGCCGUAGUAGCGCCAAUAGUAGCUCUAGUGCCGCUGCUACUGCCGCUGCUGCCGCUGCCAUUGCUUCCUUUACUGCGGCCAUGAACUCUGGUGGUCGCACGGCGGGAAGCAGUGGUAGUGUCAGCAACAGCAGUAGCAACAGUCUGGAUGGAUUUUCGCUUGGACGGAAUGUAACGAUCACACCGGCCGGGAAGAGAGGUGCAAGUACGCUCGACGAGCUGACGGUGGCCGGGCUGGGGAGCUACGCUGUGAACGGCAACCGGCAGCCGGUAGCGUACCCUAAGAAUCCGAUCUCCAUCACCGCGGUGCCGGUUGGUUCGCCGACGCGUGCCUCACCGAAGGGCGGUCAAGCAAGGCAACCGCCGCCGGCCCUAAUACCGGUCGGUGGCGGCGUCAAUAACGAGCUGAUGGAUAGUCUCGUAGCGAAUGGCGUCGAUCUGUUGGCUCAUUUGCGGAUGAGCAAGGACAUUGAGAUCAUUAACGAGCGCCUGCUGGAGGCGAGCAAUAGCGGCGGCGGCGGCGGCGGCAGCGGCAAACAGCUACCAUCGUACCGGGAAAGCACAAACACCAACACGGGCAGCCCUAGCGUUAUAGUGCACGAUAAGAGUAGAGCGAGCGGCAAUAGUAGUAGUAGUAAUAGUAGUAGCAGUAGGCACGAUUACACAAGAAAUCAGAGCGUGAUCACUAGUGCGGGUGGCGGCAAUGGUGGCGUGGCCAGUGACGGAAGAACACACUAUCUGAAUGCGCUGAUCGCAGCAGGACUGUCGGAUGUAAUCGAUCUAUCUUCUACCCAAAGGUCCACGAUGGGAGGCACCACGCUGCCGCAACAUCUGGCGGCCGCCCAGCAGGCGGCGGCCGCCGCCGUUGCCCAGCAACAGCAGCAGCAGCAACAGUCACAGUCUAGUCGGCGGGCGGCGUCCGGAUCGGCCGGCCUGUCAUCCGGUGGCCGGGCGAUCUCCAACAGCAGCUCGUCCGGCGGCGGCUCCGGCAGUGGCAACAGUGGCAACGGUGCGAGCGGAGGAGUGAACAGCUACCGCAACGCCAGCGUUGCCGCUCUGCAGCAGCAGCUCCAGCAGCAGCAGGCCCAGGCCCAGCAGCAGCAGGUACAGCACCAGCAGCACGCGGCGGCCACGGCGGCGGCGGCGGCGGCGAUCAACAGCCUGACGGAAACGCGGCACGGCAACAUGAUCGUGCUGCCCGAGAUGAACAUGGGCGUGACGCAGUACAAGCCGUACGAGGUGGUGAAGAAACCGGUCGAGAACAAGAUCAUCUACUGCGUGAACAAGACGCCGUACCGCAACACCGAGUAUCUGAUGACGAUCUUCGACCUGAAGGACGUGUUCUUCCCGUACAUCAGCCUGGAGGUGUGCCGGCGGGUGCUGAACGCGCUCGACAUCAAUCUGUUCAUCGGCAAUAGCUUGCAGUACCAGGCGCUGCAGGAGGCGGGCCGCACUAACGUGGACAAGAUGCCGAUGAUACAGGUGACGGACGUGAUGACGUACAUGCCGCAGCUGCAGUACAUGAUCCGCAGCAGCAACCUGAACCAGGAGUCGCAGGCCAACAAGCGGGCCCGCAUCAGCUAGGAAUUGGGGUGG